Molecule: messenger RNA, 4909 nt
Organism: Nerophis ophidion (straightnose pipefish)
Lineage: Eukaryota; Metazoa; Chordata; Actinopteri; Syngnathiformes; Syngnathidae
Gene: aqp7
Product: aquaporin 7
Exons: 6
Coding region: 255-1175 (306 amino acids)
Biological process (GO): glycerol transmembrane transport; water transport
Cellular component (GO): basolateral plasma membrane; plasma membrane
Molecular function (GO): urea transmembrane transporter activity; glycerol channel activity; water channel activity
Source: RefSeq, a predicted model, not a curated record
CUAUAAAACACGGACAAAUCUCGAGUGGAAUGCAUGACAGAGAGAGAGAGAGAGAGAGAGAAAUGGGGGUGGGGGGGACAUAGAGGCAGUGAAAUCAGAUGAGAGGACAGAAGACCAUUUCUGGUUGUGGAUUAUAGUUCUUCAAGUCGGAACUCUAGAUUUCUGUGGAUUCCGGGUCUGCUUUUAGGUUAUCAUCAAAGCACGGCGAGAACAAAGUGGAACCAUUGAGAGAAUCUGUGAAUCUACGAGGAGAAAUGAAGAACCAAGCUUUUUCCCAGUCAGUAGAACAAGGGUUCUCUCAAAGAAAAAGACGAUCUGUUCGUUUAAGGAAUGAGUUUGUCCGCGUGGGACUUGCAGAAGGCCUCUCCACGUACGUCAUGAUGGUUUUUGGCCUUGGUUCUGUGGCCCAGGUUGUGACAGGACAAGGAGCUUUUGGCCAUUACAUCAGCAUAAACUUGGGCUUUGGUCUGGGUGUUGCAAUGGGCAUCCACGUCGGAGGAAAAGUUUCAGGAGCUCACAUGAACGCAGCGGUGUCCUUCGCCAUGUGCGUGUUUGGCCGCCUUGUGUGGAAGAUGCUGCCCCUUUAUGUCUUUUCACAGCUGGUGGGCUCCUUUUUGGCUGCUGGGACGGUUUAUGCCGUGUACUACGAGGCCAUACAUGACUACUGUGGGGGAAACCUGACUGUAACUGGUGUCAAGGCCACUGCUGGUAUCUUUGCCACCUACCCUGCACCAUACCUGUCCUUGUUGGGGGGAUUCAUCGAUCAGGUCUUUGGCACGGCUAUGCUGCUGCUGUGUCUGGUGGCUCUGUCUGACCAGAGGAACAAACCGGCGGCAGCAGGCAACGAGCCUGCCAUCGUGGGUCUCCUGGUGCUUCUCAUCGGCAUUUCUCUGGGCAGCAACAGUGGAUACGCGAUAAACCCCACCAGAGACUUCGGACCGAGGCUCUUCACUGCGAUGGCAGGCUGGGGGACUGACGUGUUUAGGUCAGGAAAUGGUUGGUGGUGGGUGCCUAUUGUUGCCCCGACAAUUGGAGGUGUGCUGGGUGGGGGGCUUUAUAAAGUCUUGGUGGAACUUCACCACCCUCCAAUCUCUGACACAUACACUGGGUUAGAGCGGCUAAAAGAGACUGCAUCGCUGGAAAAACAAAAGGUUGACUGUGAUGUACGUGUAUGAGCCCCCCAAGAAGCUGUCUGCACAGUUGGAACAUUCCAAGAUUGCUUUGACACGAGGAUGGACAAAGAAAGUCUCAAAUACAGGUUACGCUUGUACUGUGUCAUGCAAUUUUAAGAGGAAUCUGCAAUAUUGGUUACUCAGUUACAGUAAUUAAGAGGUGCUUAGAAAUGAUUGACUAACAAUGUAUAACAGCAAGAAUAGCCAAGGUUACAAGACUACUUCAAUGCAAAUCCUUGCCAUCCAGUUUAUAAAUGUUGGCUAUGUUCACACUGCUAGGUCGGAUGUCCAAUCUGGGUUUUCUUUUGUCAAAUCCGAUCUUUUUAGUGGCCGUUUAUAUUACAAAAAAUAAAGGCGAUUUUGUAAUGUGAAUGCAAUCUGACCCGCAAGCAGACAUGACCUCCCACACACUGGAGUGUUUACGCAAGUAGACAUGGCUUCAUUUCUAGUCGGUCUUAGUACUGGCGUAUUUGUGGCAAUUUUAAGGCUUUUGUGCAACAAAACUCCACAAUUAUUGGGCGUAGAAGAUUUAAAAAGAAAGAGGACAAGUAUUUUGGCUCGGGCAGUUUUACAGGAUAUUUUGCUUCCAUGUCUGCUUGAGGAGUGUGUCUGUGGGCGAGCAGUAAGAGACUGGAGUGGUAGAACUUUCACGCGAGUUCCUAAAACAUAUUAUUUCCACCUCUUUUCUGUGCCGUUGUCAAGUAUUUUAUUUUGACGAAUAAUUAUGACGCUUAUUGCUUUUUGAUAACGUUCAGGUCGGAUGAAUGCGACCUGGCUGCAGGAGCAUUCACAUUAGGAAUGCAUCGCAAAUAUCCGAUUUAUGGCCACUUACGAAAGAGGCAUGUGUCGGAUAAGAAAAAUUUGGAAUGGCACAGACAUUAAAAAAAUCUGACAUGUGUCGCAUAUGGGCAAAAAAAUUGGAAUUGACCUGCAGUGUGAACAAGGCAAGGCAGGGGCCCACUAACGUCUUCAAUUUGGCCCGUGAGAUGUCAUUUUACCCACAGGGAGACUUCAUUUAUUUCAAUAGUCUGAAAGUUUUUAUGCUGCUAUUAUGUCACCAUCUAGUGGACAUUUACUUAUAUGACGCAAUGCAAACAACCUUCCCUAGUCAUGGUCCAAUUUUAUAUAUUUAUUUUAUGACACAACCAACACAAAAUGUCAAGAGGCAUGGUCACACUGCCUGCUCACUGAACUUUGCGGAUAUUAUAAAAAACGUCCAUGCGCAAUAAGAAUUCUAAAUUUAAAUCCAUUGCAAAGCAUGAUAGGAAAAAUGCAAAACACACUUAUCCAUGUUUGGCACAUUUUAGCUGAUUAAUUUCAAAACUUUAAGGAGGUUGUCACGGAAGUAAACAAGGCAGAAAACAAACUUUCACAUACUCUUAUCAUAUAUAUAUAUAUAUAUAUAUAUAUAUAUAUAUAUAUAUAUAGCUUGUAGGGAUGAUAUAGCCUCUUGUGUUUUUUGUGACCUAACAUAUAUUCCGCUUUACCCCGGUAUUGAGCACUAUAUAACGGAUAAACCACAGAAACCUCUACUAUAUAUAUAUAUAUAUAUAUAUAUAUAUAUAUAUAUUGGGCGGUGCUAAAGUUUGGGCACCUUGCCUAAGGGAAGAAAUUGAAACCUAAAACAGAUGUUUUCCUGAGGUGCAAAGUUUUAAUACUGCUGCAAAAGCAGAGCGAUAUUGCAAUCAACAUACCUCUUACAUGGGUUUCAGUUAUAUAUAUUUGAUGUCAUAUUGAGAAAUAGGCACCAUACUGUCAUACAGACAGGAGUCUACAGGCAAAUACAGUAUCUACUUGGAAACUACUUCAGCCUAUUAGUCGGAUCAAGCUUGUUAGUCACAUGCUCGCUUUUAAGUGAAUCAUCAUCAUGUAUGUGUUCUGUGACAAUUUUAAAAGUAAAGCUAAUUAACAAUCAGUAAAAUCAGUGUAAACUAUUUUUGUAUGCAAAAUGAUUCAACAUUUUCCCGACACCUUCACUUUAAACUAGGGAUGCACCGAAAUAAAAAUUUGUGGCCGAAGCCGAAGCCAAAUAAAAUUUAAACGCUUGGCCGAAGGCCGAAUACCAAAUACCGAAUAAUGAAUGCAGUUUUUCACAAUUUUUUAAAUAUUGCAUAAAUAGCCUAGAAUAAAUACUUACACAUGUUUUUCCAAUAAAGUACUUUUUUAUUGAAUAUUGACUUUUUUUAAUAUUUCAGUAGCCGUUGCUUUUCAAAAAAAGCACAAAGUUUUUCAUUUAUAUUAGGCCUUCAAACAAAACAUGCAUUCCAAAAAAAAAAUAAAGUGCAUUAAAGUGGAUAAACCCACAACAAAUGAAUUAUUGUCCUUUUGGCAAAAGUCUGCUUAGCCACAGUAGAUAUGCUAAUAAUGUAAACAGAAGGCUCAAGUAAAUCUCAAUAAGUGUGUGCUUGUAACCUCAUACACUUAUACAGGUAGCCUACACAACAGGCUAAUAAUGUAAACAGAAGGCUCAAGUAAAUCUCAAUAAGUGUGUGCUUGUAACCUCAUACACUUAUACAGGUAGCCUACACAACAGGCUAAUAAUGUAAACAGAAGGCUCAAGUAAAUCUCAAUAAGUGUGUGCUUGUAACCUCAUACACUUAUACAGGUAGCCUACACAACAGGCUAAUAAUGUAAACAGAGGCCCCACUAAAUCUCAAUAAGUGUGUGCUUGUAACCUCAUACACUUAUACAGGUACACAACAUUGUAACCUCAUACACUUAUACAGGUACACAACAUUGUAACCUCAUACACUUAUACAGGUACACAACAUUGUAACCUCAUACACUUAUACAGGUACACAACAUUGUAACCUCAUACACUUAUACAGGUACACAACAUUGUAACCUCAUACACUUAUACAGGUACACAACAUUGUAACCUCAUACACUUACACAGGUACACAACAUAUCCCAACGUCACUGCACGUUGGUUGAUUGCGUCACCCCUCAAAAAAUUGCGUCACACGCCACUAUUCGGCCUUGUUUUUAACUCAUUCCACCGAAGGCCGAAUGUGGCUUUUUUUGCCAUAUUCGGCCGAAUAUGUUCGGUUACCGAUUAAUCGGUGCAUCCCUACUUUAAACAGUGAAUAUCGGCUUGUUCGUGCAGUUAUCUUCUUCAGUGUUCCAUGUCAAUAUUAUUAUAAUGCAUUCAGAAAUGAAACAUUUGGAGCGACAGUAGCAUCAAACUUUGUAACAUAAGUCUAGUGUAGAAAAAUGUAAUGAUGAGUGGACCAAGAGCCUCAGCAGUAAUAUGUAGUGAUUAAACACUGGAUUAAAACCAGGACAGCGCCGUAGUCUCCAUUGUUAUCAUCUUUAAAAGUGCUUUUUUUCAUCGCUUUGCUAUGCUAGGUUUCCCGCUGCCACCUUGGCUCUUAGUAUUGCUCACUUGGCUGGAAGGUGCUGCUGGCUUCUUUUUGGGGGUGGGCACCUUGGUUUUGGCUUUGAAGGCCUUCAAGGGAUCCAGCUUGUUGAGGUGGGAGUCUCCAAAGGAGUCAGGCAAGCUGAGCUCAUUUCUGUAAAUCAGCGGCUGGUACAGCGAUGCCCACUGCUGUGGAGGAAAAGAUGGGUGAGUGAGACUACAAGAACUUCUGUUCUGUUCCUACAGUACAACAUCCACGGAGUUAAAGAGAAUGUACAUUAAUCAUGGAAAAACAUUGUUAUUUUGCCUUGUGUGGUCAUACCUGGAAUGUUGAGCAUUGCACUGUGAAUGGCAAAGAAUAAAAGAAGUGUGUACUUGA